Molecule: messenger RNA, 2826 nt
Organism: Iphiclides podalirius (scarce swallowtail)
Lineage: Eukaryota; Metazoa; Arthropoda; Insecta; Lepidoptera; Papilionidae
Source: the annotation of a GenBank genome assembly
AUGGCGGUGCGCCCGCAGCACGUUCAUGAUGGCGGCAUUGUAGAACGCCGGUUGCGACCGAUAUAUGACUGGUUGGACAAUGGAGUGAAUAAGAAAGCGUUGCAAGAAGCAGAGAAAGUACUCAAAAAAAGUCCAUCACUUCAAGCAGCACGAGCUUUAAAAGCUCUCGCACUUUUAAGGUUAGGAAAGAAAUCUGAAGCACAGGGCGUAUUAGAUUCACUUGCUGAAGAGAAGCCUAGUGAUGAUACCACCUUGCAAGCGAUGACAAUAUUCUACCGGGAAUCUCAGCAAUUACAUAAAGUAUGUGCACUAUAUGAGGCAGCAGUCAAAGCGGAACCUGGCAGCGAGGAGCUGCACUCACAUCUAUUUAUGUCAUAUGUGCGUAUAGCCGAUUACCGUGCACAGCAACGUGCUGCUAUGGCUCUUUAUAAAUUGGCACCCAAGAACCCUUACUACUUUUGGGCUGUCAUGAGCAUUGUCUUGCAGGCUAAGUCAACAGAUGAUGUUGCUAAGAAAGGUAUCCUUCUAACUUUGGCUCAGCGAAUGGUAGACAAUUUUAUAAUGGAAAACAAAAUGGAAGCUGAACAAGAAGCAAGACUGUACAUCAUGAUACUUGAACUUCAAGAGAAAUGGGAAGACAUUAUAAAGUUCAUAGAGGGGCCACUAUAUUCACAAGUGGUGCCAGGUUCUAUGGCACAAGCAAGCAUACCAUAUCUUAAAAAACUCGGCCAAUGGAGAAGACUAAAUUUGUUAUGUAAAGAUUUGUUGUGGGAUAACCAAGAUCGUUGGGAUUACUACAUGCCUUAUUUUGAUUCUGUAUUUGAAUUAAUAAAAGGAGCCGAUCCUGAUGCCGAAAAUUGUAACAGCUCUGUAGAUGAUACUGCAGAGAAGUGCCAUGAAUUUAUUUGCCAAUUAGUAGAGAGCAUAUCUUCUGGACGAACAUUGAGGGGUCCAUACUUAGCCAGGCUGGAGCUGUGGAAGCGGCUCUCGGAAGGAGGCGACCCAACAGCCCUCCUGGGAAGUGGGAUGGCGUUAUGUGUUCAAUAUCUUAGAGUCUUUGCAAAUAAAUCAUGCUCCGUACCGGAUAUCAAACCUUAUCUAUCCAUGAUACCACAGAAAGAGCGAGAAGAGCAUUGCAGAGAUUUUCUUACAUGUUUAGGUUUCGACGAGAACAGUGAGCCCGACAAUGCGGCGGAUAUCCAGCGGCACAUCUCGUGCAUGUGCGCGUGGCGCGUGUGUUCGCCGGAGGCGGGAGCGGAGGCGGGCGCGGAGUGGGCGCGCUUGGGCCGCACGCUGUCGGCGCACUACCUGCGCUGCCUCCGCGGCGGGCUCGUGACCGCCUCCGCCACCGAGGCGUGCGCCGCCGACGGCUACGCCACGCUCGCCGCGCACCACUACUUCCACGCCGCCAUGCAGCGGCAGGACGCCGCGCCCCUUGAGGAGGCGCUGGGGCUGCUGGAGCUGGCGCUGCACCACUCGCCCGCCAACCUGCACGUGAAGUUGCUGCUGCUGGCGCUCUACCACGUGCUGGGCGCCGGCGCGGCGGCGGACGCGGCCUUCGCGCGCCUCGAGGCGAAGCACGUGCAGCUGGCGGCGCUGUGCUGGCUGCACGCGGCGCGGCUGCCGGCCGUCUCGCCGCGCGCCGCUCCGGCCCGCCUCGGCGACGCGCUGGCCUUCUACCGCAGCCACGCCAAGGACAGCGUGGAGCACCUGACGUACGCGUACAAGUACGGCACGUUCGAGAAGCUGGUCGAGCUGAACGCGUGGCACGCGCGGCUGGAGGCGUGCGCGUGGGCGGCGACGGCUGCGCGCGAGAGGGCGCUGCUGGCGCUGCAGCAGGCGGCGCCCGCGCCCCCGCCCGAGCUGCCGCCCGCGCUGCCCGACCGGCUCACGGACAACCGCGACCUGGGGGUGAUAGUGAGCUGGGAGCCGCCGCAGAGCCGCGACCCCGACCUGAAGGCGCGCACGUUCGAGCGCGACGUGGCGCUGCUGCGGCUGAAGGACCUGCUGCUGGGCGCCGUGGCGCUGACGGCGAGCGCCGCCGCCGCCCCGCACGAUGGGCGGCCGCUGGCCCAGCUGCGGCAGCGCGCCGCCGCCCUGGCCGAGCACGUGCGCCGCUGCACGGAGCUGUACCGGCGCCCGGAGAGGCUCUCCCUGUCGGCGCCGCUGCCCUCGCGGAUCUUCGCACUGGUGCAAUCGCCGGUGGGCUACGGCGCGCUGUACGAGGGCGUACUGCAGCUGGCACAGGCGGCGUGCGCGCGGCAGGCGAGCGGUGCGGGCGCGGAUGGGGGCGUGGGCGUGGGCGUGGAUGGGAGCGUGGGCGUGGGGGUGGAUGCGGCCGUGGGCGUGGGCGCGGUGGGCGAGGCGGUGGCGUCGCUGCGGGCGCUGGUGCGCGCCGCGCGGCCGCACGUGGCGCCCGCGCCCGCCCACCGCCUGCAGUGGCGCGACUCGCUCGAGCACCUCUCCAACUUCCUGGAGUUCGCGGGCGUGGUCACGUUCGUGGUGGGCGUGUGCCACGAGGCGGUGGCGGCCGCCGGCUCGAGGAGGGCGAGGAAGAGAGCGAGCCAGUCCCCGGACGAGGCGGAGACGGCGCGCCUGCUGGCCGCGCUGGCCGAGGAGCUGGCCGAGCUGUUCGCGGCGGCCGAGGAGCGGCUGCGGGCGUGGCCCGAGCCGGAGCCGGCGCUGGGCGCGCGCCUCUCCGCGCUGGGCCUGCGCGCCGAGUACCGCUGCCCCGUGGCCGACAAGCUGCGCCGCAGCCGCGAGGACGCGCUGCGCCACGCGCGCGACUCGCUCGCCGCCAAGCGCAGGUGGCUCGCCGCGCCCCGC